AUGAAAUGUUAAAUUUAAUUAGAGUAAAUAUUAAAUUCAUAAAAGUAAUAAUAAUAUAUAGAGAUUGCAGCAAGAAGAGCUUUAUUUAGAUUAGAAGAUAUUGGAAAGAAUUUUUAUAUAAUUUUAAGUGGAUCAGCUUGGUUAGUGUAAUUAUUUAUUAAAAUAGGUUUUGGUAGGUAAAUCUGGAUUAUAAGUAGGCACAUUUAGUAUAAAUAAAUAUAUAUAGGAUGAAAAUGAAUUUGUUGAAUUAGAUGAUGAAUGUAUGUUAUAAACUAAAUAUCUAAAUAUUAUGAAAGUAGGUCAAAUUGGUUAAGGAGCAAGUUUUGGUAAGAUUGCUUUUAUUAAUUUUAUUCCUAGAUAAGCAACUAUUGUUUGUAAGGAAAACUGAUGAUUUAUUACAUAGAGAAACCUUUAGUAAAUUUCUAUGUAUAAAUAUUCAUAAAUUAUUUAGUUGAAUAUUAUGGUAGAAUCCAAUUAAAAAAUUUUUAAUUUAAAAAAUCUAUUUCUAUAUUUAAUGCUUGGAAUGAUGCUGAAUUAAAUUAAACUCAAUAUUAUUUAUAAUACUUAAAUCUAUAAAGAAGGUGAAUAAGUUAAGCAAAAAUAUUAUAUUACUUAGAGGAGUUUAUUUUUUUUAGAUGGAUAAUUUGAAAUAACUAAAAUAGAUAAUUAGAAUGAAAGUUAGAAAGCAAAAAAAAUGUAAAGAUCUUUAUGUAAUUAAAAUUAAAUAGAUGUGGGUAUGGUUAAUUGUUUGGUUAUUUAGAAAUUGUUUAAAAUCAUGAUUAUAGAUAAUCAAAAGCUUUAUGUUUAACUGAAAAAUCUAAAAUGCUAUUUUUACCUGCAGAUGUAAAUUACUAAUAAUAUUUUUAGAGAUUCAGAUUGUAUUGUUGUAAUGGAGAGACUCUAAAUGAAUUAAAUAAAUUAAUUUCUAAAUUAGAUAAAAAUAAUUAAAUUUCAAAAGAAAUCUUUCUUGGGUAGUAAGGAUCUUUAUAAUUUUAUGAUUAAUAUAAUUUUGAUCUUUUAACUUCUUCUAAUUAUCUUAAAACUUAAGAUGAUGAUGAUAGAAAUGAAAAAGUUAAUUUAACAACUUAAAAUAGAUUGUCUGAAAAAAAAUAACUAAUUUUUAGUGUGA
This is a messenger RNA of Paramecium sonneborni, 1129 nucleotides long. Lineage: Eukaryota; Ciliophora; Oligohymenophorea; Peniculida; Parameciidae. The record is from the annotation of a GenBank genome assembly.